AUGAUAUCGAGGAAGCUAAGCGUUUUGCUUAUUUUGGUUGUUUUAACGUCUCUCACACAAGCGAAAGAUGAUGAAUGCCCUCUGGAGUGUGACUGCAGUGCCGACUUUUCUGUGGUCAAAUGCCGGAAAAUGGAGAAGUUUCCAGUGUUCAGCUUCGCCCAAAAGGUCAAAACACUGUAAGUGUUUCGACAGCGUGGUCCACUUUUUAGCGCCUUUUGCUGAGUCACAAUAAAAGUGAAAAACUAUGGUCGAUGAAAAUCUUCAAUGGAGGACAGAAGAACUUGGGACUGUGUGAAGAAGCCCUUUUAAGCAACAGUACCGUAGGAUUCUGCUCCUAAGGACAAUUUUUUGUUCGGCUUUGGGUUCAUCCCGUCGUCCCCCCCCACCCCCCACUUCCCCUAGCAAUGUUGUGGCAAAAAAAAGCACUCAGUUUCACCCAUUUUGCUCCAGAUUCAACUUUGUUUGGGGUGGGAGGGGAGGGGUCGCUAGUUUUAGUAAUAUCACUGGAAAGGUCCCAACACUUUUGACCUCCAUUGUUGCAAAAAUGUUCUGGAUGUCUUUUUACCGACCCAAUCCAUGGAGAAAACCAUAAAACUAGCUGGAAUGAAAUUGUAGCUUACCAAAGCAAAAUGCGAAAACAAAGUCAAAUGCCGCAUAACUUCACUAAGUUUACCAUUUUCUUUUAUUGCUUAAAGCUCAAAACUGUUGCGCUAAACGAACAUUAUGUUUCAAAGGGUAAUUUUUUUAACCAAUAGCUUUCCGCUGUUAUCAGGGAUUUGACUUAUGGAAACAUCAGGACCAUAAAUAAAAAGGAGGUCAAGGCAUACACACAUCUGGAAAAUUUGUAAGUACCUAAAAUGAACCUUGAGCUCAGUGUACUCCUGAGGGACUGUUAAGCAACAAACCACCAUCAGUCCACGGCUAAAACAACCGUAACAAAAAGUGAAUUCGCCUUCUUAUAUUUUUUCUCAGACUGUAAAAAACCUAAACGAAUUUUUUCCUUGGAGUUGGAUAUUUUGAGCGGCAUCGAAGUUCAUGAUUAGAAAAAAAUCCUCGUCGUAUGUCCAUGCCCUCCAUAAAAGGUUUGAAAUUUUACUUCUUACUUGUCUAGAGAUCGAGGACGGUAAAAAAGGUGUGAUGUACGUGAAGAGUCUUUUUUUUGAUCAUUUAAAUUCAACUUUUGAAAUUGCUGUCACAGUAUUGCCCUUCAAAUGCAAUGAAAUGUAAAUCUAACCAUCUUUUUCACAGAGCUCCUACUUUGCUCGCGCCCCGCAAUUUUGCUUCGCGUUCGCGCUCGCUUGUUCAGGCUCGCUCUCGCCGACUCGCCGAUUAUCUAAAAAAACGAACAAAAACGUCUGUGUACAUGCUAAACCGUCUUCCCCUUUUCUGUGGCAGGUUCAUUAACCACAAUCCCCUGGACUGUGACCAUGCAACUACUUAUACCCUGAAACACGUAGUGAUAGAGAUUAUGAAGCUGAAGUCUUUCGAUGGGCAUAAGAUAAAAUGUCUAAAUUUGAAAAGAUGCCCUCAUGGAAUGGCAGGUAAGUAGGCUCGAUUUUGAAUGUAAAUUGCCAGAAGCACACAAAAACUAUGAGACGCAAAUACAAAAGUGUCCACGACGGGUGGGGGAGGGGAAUCUUGAAGGAGCUACCGAGAAUUUACCCCCCUAAUAAGUUUAAAAAGUCACAGAACCCGGGGAAGGGGUGUGGGGCCCUCUCAAAUCAGCAGAGAAGUUUUGAAGGGCUGUUUAGUAGAGCCUUCUCGCCGUAUUUUGUUUGCAAUGUUAGAUAAAUCGUCGCAGGAAUCGUUUUAUUAUUGCCUACAUUCUCCCUUUUAUUGUACCAGGAUUCCGCAUGUAUUUAGGCACAGCCUGCGUAGCAAUCCUUUCCGUGUAGUUUGGGAACAAGAAAAAGGAACGACGAGGAAAGGAAUUUUUGGUUUUGACCGCGCGAAAAAUGGAAUGACGGCCAAAAAAAGAAAGAGGGGGCAAGGGGAAAAGGAAAGAAGGAAACCCUUCCUUUCUUCCCCACCCCUCUCUGCUCUUUUACUCCCGCCAUUUUCGAACGGUCUUUGACUCUCGUUCCUUGUUCUUUGCUCUGAACCGCACGGAAAUACUUGCUACCCUGUGGGCUAAUUUAGCCACUAAAGCUUCCAGUUAUCCCCGACCCCUGUGGGAGGGGAAAUAAGAGAACAAAGGAACAAUACGCAAUAUGGGGUAUACUGCUGAAAUAUCUGAGACAAAUGACGAAGAGGGUGAUUUGAUGAAUGCGUAUGGCAUACAAAUUCAUUUUUAAACCCGUUGACUGUUUCGAUUUCCGUGGUGUGCUAAUUUUAAGCACUCAAAAAAGUUACCUCUAGUCUAUUCCCCGAUUUUUACAAGCCCCAGGCCCAUGGAACAGAUGGAAGCUUUUGAAUUAAUAAUUCUAACUGCAAAAGCUAACUUCGAGUUAUUUCACAGCAGCUAGUGGUAAAAAAGAUCAUGCCAGCAGUGUUACAAACGUUUCUAUUCACGGUUUUAUCGGCCACCAACCUGCUUACUUCAGGACACCCAGAAUGGUGGCAGAGGUGUUGUUUUCAACCCUUCUUGGAAUGAUGGCGGUGGUUGGCUGGAUGGUAGUGGUUUUUCUUUGCUGGGUGGCAGUGAAUUUUGUGUAAGUGAAUAUGCAAUGCUCAUUAAUUAUUCAUCAAGUUAUGACCAAUGCCUUAAUCUUUUGUCAAAUUCCCUAAUAUUCUGUUUACAAAUCGACAAAAAUAUUCGAGGGUAUACACUUUUAUUUACCGUAGAAAUGACGUCAAAAUGUUCAAAUCUCUAUUGGAACCACGAGCUGUAGGCGAGUUGUUUUUCACUGCAAAGCAGCUUAACUCAGUUUGUGACUUGUGAUGGGUUGAAGGAAAUUUGAAGCAUACUCUGAUUGACUAAUUUCUUCAAACGUAUUUUGGACAAAUUUGGACAGUCUGCACUGGUUUCCCCGCGAAAUGACGUCUGUGAAACUAGCGCGGAAAUUCCAUACUGAUGACGCGUCACUACUUAAAUCGGUGUAAUGCUUCUGAUUGGUCGUGCCGCGUGGGAAAUUGGGCUCCAGCCAAUCAGAAGCGCUACCCAGACCUGGAUAGGGCCCUUAAAUAGGCCCCCGGAUAGUGACGCGUCAUCAGUAUGGAAUUUCUGCCCUCGUUUCUUUUCGCGGGGAGACUAGUGUUGGCUUCGCGAAAUGUGGGCUGUUUUCUCAGUCUAACAUUUGGAUAAAACUUUUCUUUUUGCUCUGCACUUUUAUCAGCUCUGCCAGGAAAAAACUUUCAGGCGCUAAAGAUCCGGUAAGUCAAAUGGAAGAGGGAACUGCGGCGGAAACUCAGUCACAAGACACAGCCCCUCAAGCGCUGAUUGAAGGUUUGAAGAGACAGAGACGGAACUCACAAGGUUUUCCAGAAAAUGCCAUUGUUAACUCAGAGGAUGAUGACGUCAUAGAGGAGGAAGAUUAUCUGAAGGAAAAAAUGAAGAAACAGAGACGCCAUUCUCAAGGCUAUGCAACUGAGGCUGUAUCCAUUGACGAGGAAUCCAAUAUGGUCGAAAUCAACUUGAACGAGGCUCUUUACUCCUCGGGAAGUUAA
This is a messenger RNA of Porites evermanni, 3606 nucleotides long. Lineage: Eukaryota; Metazoa; Cnidaria; Anthozoa; Scleractinia; Poritidae. The record is from the annotation of a GenBank genome assembly.